Pelobates fuscus (common spadefoot toad) is the source of this 980-nucleotide messenger RNA. RefSeq names its product putative methyltransferase DDB_G0268948. The transcript is spliced from 8 exons. Gene Ontology annotation, molecular function: S-adenosylmethionine-dependent methyltransferase activity. The record is from RefSeq and is a predicted model, not a curated record. Bases 69 to 956 code for a protein of 295 amino acids. Lineage: Eukaryota; Metazoa; Chordata; Amphibia; Anura; Pelobatidae.
GUUGUGCCGUUAGUGGUCUCCCAGCAAUUGCUGUCACCAAGUCUUUCCAAUGCUAUUCACAUCAAAGAAUGCUGCUAGCGGCCACAUAUAAAGCAGCAGACUUGCUUUGUGGAAAUUACUCCUCCACCAAGAUCACACAGAUGACUGAUCAUUUAUUUAAAAGCAAGGCCUUCUCAUCCGUGUACCAGCAGUAUAUGGUUCCUGUGUCCAGUGACGUCAUGAAUCUGAUUUUCUCAUAUUUGAAGGAGAAGAAAAGUAAACCGUAUGAUACAGCAGUCGAUGUUGGCUGCGGUACUGGGAGAUAUACAAUGCCUCUAGCAAAAAGGUUCAAAAAGGUUAUCGGUGUAGACAUCAGUGAAUCUCAGCUUGAGGAAGCCAAACAAUUCUGUUCCUUGGAAAAUGUAACUUUCCAGGUGGCUGCUGCUGAGAACUUACCCCUAGAUGAUGCAUCUGUGGACCUUGUAAAUGCAGGACUUGCUGCUCAUUGGUUCAACGUGGAGAAAUUUGUGCAUGAAGCAGUUCGAGUUUUAAAGCCCAACGGCUGUCUGGCAGUUCAUGCUUUUGUUCCAAUUUUUAAAUUACAAGAUGGCAAUAACGAUGCAGCGCUAAAUGUUGUUAUGAAGCAGUGUUUAGACAAAAUAUCAGAAUUCAAGUACGAAAACAACAAUAUUAUGCAUCACCAGUAUGAAGAGGUGUUCAAUGCUAUACCAUUAAAAGACAAGAAGUGGGUUACAGACAUCCCCGUUGUAUUUGAAAUGUCUGUUGAAGAAAUAAUAGGAUUUUUUCAGUCUAUAUACAUGUAUCAAGAAUUCCUGAAACAUGAUAAAAAUGAAGCCAUCAGAUUCCUGGUGCAUCUUGAACAGAGGUUUCGUGACAUUCUAGGAGAUGGAUAUGAGUCAGCCCUCAUUAAGGUCCAUAUCAAACACUAUUGUGUCCUAGCCUGCAAAUCAUCAUGAGUCUGGAGAAAUAAUGGACUGGGG